This is a messenger RNA of Aspergillus tanneri, 567 nucleotides long. RefSeq lists its product as uncharacterized. The coding region runs from base 1 to 567 and encodes 188 amino acids. The record is from RefSeq and is a predicted model, not a curated record. The transcript has 2 exons. NCBI's taxonomy places the organism in Eukaryota, Fungi, Ascomycota, Eurotiomycetes, Eurotiales, Aspergillaceae.
AUGACUCCCCGCAUCAGCGACACCAUAAAAGAAGACCAUCGCGAGAUCGAAGCAACCUACGACCGCAUCAUCACCUCCUACGAUCGCGACGAACAAAUCCGAUUCCAGAACCUAUUCACCUGGGAACUGGCCCGUCACUUCGUCGGAGAAGAACUAAUAAUCUAUCCAGCAUUUGAGAAACACAUUCCGGAUGGCGCCUCCAUCGCUGACAAGAACCGCAAGGUCCAUCAACGAGUCAAAGAACAGUUAAAAACCUUCCAGACAAUGGACCCCACGAACCCGCGAUAUAUUCCGACUAUCAAGACCCUGAUGGAGAAUCUGGCACCACAUAUUCGGGAAGAAGAGGACAGUCAACUGGGGGCAUUGGAAAAUGCUCUCUCCAGUCAUGAUAGUGAGCAUAUGUCGAAAUCGUUCAAUAGGACGAAGAUAUUUGUUCCCUCGCGUGCGCAUCCGGGAGCCCCAAGUAAACCGCCAUUUGAGACUGUUGUUGGGCUUCUGACGGCGCCGGUGGAUCAGUUGGCCGAUCUGUUUCGGAAGUGGCCUCAUUCCAAGGGCAUGGAGACAUAA